Molecule: messenger RNA, 3543 nt
Organism: Coffea eugenioides
Lineage: Eukaryota; Viridiplantae; Streptophyta; Magnoliopsida; Gentianales; Rubiaceae
Product: kinesin-like protein KIN-7C, mitochondrial
Exons: 27
Coding region: 22-3444 (1140 amino acids)
Biological process (GO): microtubule-based movement
Molecular function (GO): ATP binding; microtubule motor activity; microtubule binding
Source: RefSeq, a predicted model, not a curated record
UGGCACGUGACUUCCCCAGAAAUGUCCGCUUCCAAGUCUCUCCGGUCAUCUAUCUCGCCGUUCCGGUCCCGGAAAUCCUCACUGGCUCCGACUACUAAACGCCCUCCUACUCCUCCUUCCGCCUCCUCUUCUUCUGCUUCUUCUACGCUGUUGUUUAAACCUCCUCAUCAUCCUCCUUCGGUUUCUCCUCCAACUAAGCCGACUCAGUCAACGACGACGCCGGCUCCAUCAAGCUUCAACCGUUCACCGCCGGACUCAAACAAAGCUAAAGAGAACGUCACUGUUACCGUUAGGUUCCGUCCUCUCAGUGCGAGAGAAAUUAGUAAAGGAGAUGAAGUAGCUUGGUAUGCUGAUGGAGAUUGUACAGUUCGGAAUGAGUACAGUCCCUCGAUUGCCUAUGGUUUUGAUAGAGUUUUUGGUCCGGCUACUACUACUCGGAAUGUAUAUGAUGUUGCUGCUCAGCAUGUUGUAAGUGGAGCUAUGGAAGGGGUAAAUGGUACAGUAUUUGCGUAUGGGGUUACCAGCAGUGGAAAGACUCAUACAAUGCAUGGGGAGCAAAAGUCACCGGGGAUAAUUCCUUUGGCAGUGAAGGAUGUCUUUGGAAUUAUUCAAGAGACACCAGGGCGAGAGUUUCUUCUCCGCGUUUCUUACCUAGAAAUCUAUAACGAGGUCAUCAAUGACUUACUUGAUCCAACAGGGCAGAAUUUAAGAAUAAGAGAGGAUACCCAGGGAACCUUUGUCGAGGGAAUAAAGGAAGAGGUAGUCUUGUCCCCUGCUCAUGCUCUUUCGUUGAUUGCUGCUGGAGAAGAGCACAGGCAUGUGGGCUCUAACAACUUUAAUUUACUUAGCAGCCGGAGCCACACAAUAUUCACUUUGACUAUUGAAAGCAGUCCAUGUGCAGAAAAUCAAGAGGAAAAUGUCAAAUUAUCACAAUUACACUUAAUUGACUUGGCAGGAUCUGAAAGUUCUAAAACAGAGACUACUGGUUUGAGGAGAAAAGAAGGUUCUUACAUAAACAAAAGCUUACUCACUCUUGGCACGGUCAUUUCCAAACUUACAGAUGGAAAGGCUACUCAUAUUCCCUAUCGAGAUUCAAAACUUACGCGUUUAUUGCAGUCAUCACUUAGUGGGCAUGGUCGAGUUUCUCUUAUUUGCACGGUGACACCUGCAUCUAGCAAUUCCGAAGAAACACACAAUACAUUAAAAUUUGCGCAUCGUAGUAAGCAUGUGGAGAUCAAGGCUUCUCAAAACAAGAUUAUGGAUGAGAAGUCUCUGAUUAAAAAGUAUCAGAAGGAAAUCUCCAGUUUGAAACAAGAGCUUCAGCAACUUAAGCGUGGGAUGGAGAAUAAAAGUCUGAUGGCUCCAACCCAAGAAGACCUGGUUAACUUGAAGCUACAGGUUAAGUUACAAUCAAGAUUGGAGGAGGAGGAACAAGCCAAAGCAGCAUUAAUGGGAAGGAUCCAAAGAUUAACUAAACUAAUCUUGGUUUCCACAAAAAAUACAUUGCCGACAAAUAUUCGUGAAAGACCUGGCCAUCGACGAACACAUUCUUUUGGGGAAGAUGAGCUAGCAUACCUGCCAGAUAGAAAACGGGAGUAUGUGAUUGAUGAUGAUACAAGAAGCACUGAUUCUGAAGCUUCUGCCAAUGGAAGAAGUGAUAUCACAAACAUUGAUGAAUUAGUAAAAGAUUACAAAAGAAACAGGAGAAGAGGGAUGCUUGGUUGGUUUAAAGUCAAAAAGCCAGAGAAUCUGGUUGGGCUGUCAGCAAAUGAUUUUGACAGUUCUACUAGUGGGUCACCUGCAUCCUCAUCCAGAUCAUCACAGAACAGAGUUACAUUUGGGGAUGGGGCUUCAGUUGUUGAUUCUCUUCCUGAAAGAACCCAAGCAGGUGACCUGUUCACUGCAGCUGCUGGUGGACGACAACUCCCGCCGACUGGGAACACUAUUACUGAUCAAAUGGAUCUUCUACGUGAACAAGUAAAGAUGAUAGCUGGUGAAGUGGCAUUAUGUACAAGUUCUCUGAAAAGACUAACAGAAAAAGCAGGUAAAAAUCCCGAAGAUUCGCAAGUUCAGGAACACAUGCAGAAAUUAAAGGAUGAAAUUAGAGAAAAAAAAUUUCAAAUGCGUAUUCUUGAGCAACGUAUGACUGGAUCAGUUGAAGUGAAUCCCCAUACUUCAAGCAGUAUUGAAAUGUCUCAGGCUUUGUCUAAGCUUGCCACACAGCUAAAUGAAAAAACUUUUGAACUUGAGAUUAAAUCUGCAGAUAACAGGGUACUGCAGGAGCAAUUGCAAUUGAAGAUGUCAGAGAAUGCUGAGAUGCAUGAGACCAUCCUCCUUUUAAAGCAACAGCUUGAUUCAUUAUCAACAAAUAAAAGCUCCAACUUUCCUCAACAAAGUGUUAAUGAUGAGAUUACACACGGAACUUGUUUUGAAGUGUCUACUAAAUCUAAAACUAGAUGGAAGGAUGGGUGUCAUUCAUAUGAAGAAACAACUGUUGAUGAAAAUACACCAACCAGUGUGAUUAGCUUGGACAGAGUACUUAUGUGUGAGGACUCUAAAGAGUGCAAUCAAGAAGCCUUUUUGAAUUCUCAGCUUCUAAUGCUGGCUGCUGAGCUAGAAUCACUGAAGCAAGAGAAGGUGAAAAUUAUUGAAGAGAAGGAUGGGCUUGAAGUUCAUAAUCAAAAGCUAGCUGAGGAAGCUUCUUAUGCGAAGGAACUGGCUGCAGCUGCAGCAGUUGAGCUCCGAAACUUGGCUGAAGAAGUUACAAAGUUAUCCUAUGAAAAUGCCAAUUUGACUGCUAUUCUGUCUGCUGCUAGAGAGACUUGUAAUGCUAACUGCUGUCAGAGGUCUGCUUCUGUUGACUUCAAGCUAAGUGGUGGUAGUAGUACUCAACCUGAUACAAAUUCAAGAAAGCCAGAUGACAGCUUUCUUGUCAAGGAAUUACAGCAAGAACUCAAUGCAAGACACCAAAGAGAAGCUUCUUUGGUAGCAGCAUUGACUGAGAGAGACAAAAUAGAAAAUGAACUGCGAAAACGAGUUGACGAUGCCAAGCGACGUGAGAAGGAUCUUGAGAAUGAGCUUGCCAAUAUGUGGGUCUUAGUUGCAAAGAUGCGGAAGUCAGGUACUGAUACCGAGGAUACAUUGUUGAAAGAUGAAAGAAUGACUACAAAUGGAACUUCUUUAUCAAUUGGCCACAAGGAGCAAAAGUUUGAGGAAAAUGACAGAAAUGAAGACAGUGAAGAAGCAAGUAGGUUUGAAGAAUUAAAAGCUUGUUAUGAUACGGAGAGGAAGAGGUGCAAGGAACUAGAGAGUUUGGUUUCAAGGUUGAAGGGUGAUGAUAUUGGUGGCUUGGAUCUCAAUACCCUUGAAGAAAUGCAGAGCCUUCACGUCGAAGCUAUCACGAAGAUUUGCCAUGCAAAGUAUAUAAAUCACAUUUCAUCGUAGCCUUUUACAGAUGAGUUUUCUUCAGUUCGGGUACUAGACAAACAUCUAUAUUCGAACCUUGAUGAAAAGCAACAGUAGGUGUUUGUACCUCAGUCAUCA